AUGAAGUUCCUCGUUUUAGCGUUAGCCGUGGUGCAUAUUUAUGCCAUAGGCGAAGUGAUCGGCGACCUUAUGGGACAAGAAUUUCAAUACGCAAACAUUGACCACGUUCGCGAGAGAAGGCAGGCUCCCAAUUACAAGCCGCUAAAUCAAGCACCGCCUCAGCUGCAGGAGCUUUUGCAAGCGCAAAACUACCGUCCUCCCCAGGUGCCAAUUCCACCGCAGCCAGUCUUGAAUCUAGGAUCGUCUCAGCAUAACCCACCUCAGCAACUGUCGCAAGGACAGGUCUCGCAGUAUCAACCGCGAGUGACAAUCUCGUCGUCUGUCCAACAACCGGACUACAGGUCGAUCACUGCAAACAGUGGCCAAUAUAAGAAACCGAUCCUUCCUCAGCAGCCACAGUAUCGUCCUGUUCCUCAGGCAGCUCAGCCAAAUUAUAGCAACAACCAGCAGCUGCCACAGUACUCGUCGAAACUGCCGCCUCAUCUUCAGCAAUUGCUGCAGUACCAAAGCAGCCUGGCUAACGCGAUUCCUCGCAGUUGA
Molecule: messenger RNA, 540 nt
Organism: Habropoda laboriosa
Lineage: Eukaryota; Metazoa; Arthropoda; Insecta; Hymenoptera; Apidae
Product: developmental and secondary metabolism regulator veA-like
Exons: 3
Coding region: 1-540 (179 amino acids)
Source: RefSeq, a predicted model, not a curated record